AUGUCCGAAAUAUCCAUGGCUGGCGUAUCGGUUGGGUGCCGGGUUCGUUUGAUCAACUUGCAGAAGUCUGAUCUCAACGGAUGCACGGCGGUGGUGGUUUCACUUGGCGAUCGUGUGGCUGUGGAACUGGAGAAUGAUCAACGGAUUGCCGUGCGACCGCAGAAUUUGGAAGUUCUGGAAGCUGACGGUGAGUUAGAUGAGUUAGCGGUUGGGAGCAGGGUGAUGAUCAGAGGUCUCCAGAACCGCCCGGAUUUGAACAGCCGCCAUGGCACCAUUGUCAGCCCCAAGACAUCGAAUGGACGUUGGGGAGUGGGGAUUGGGCCGCAGAAACUUGCCAUUUCAGAAAGCAACUUGUUGCAGCUUCCAUGCCCACCUCACCUUGGUGCUCCAGCCACACGUGCCAGUCUACACCGGCAGGAUCUCAUACUCCUACACCUAGCAGCCAGGUCGCCUGAUCCGUCAUCCAUUGCCAUGGCUGAAGAUCGAGCAGAGCUGCAAGCUGCUUGCUGCCUCCGGCAGAAACUCCUGUUCACUUGGGGAGUUUUACCAUCAGAUCCCAGGAGCUGUGUCAAUUUGGCCCUGGCUCCAACGUUAGUCUUCGGUAUGCUGGCUGCGGGCUUGGAGCUGAGGGAGGCCGACUUGAAGGUGCACUGCAUCGGUGCCACGCCAGACUUUGAGGGCUGUGCAGAUUGGUCCGGACUUGGGGAGCUGUUGGCUGCAGCAGGAUUUAUCCGUCCAAGGGUGGUUGAGAUCACCUAUUUCGGUAACCAGGACAACUUUGUUCUGCCCCAGGGAGUGCGUACAUGGUCCAUGAUGCAAAAGUCAACUCGGUCCACUGCGCCAAAAGUCCGAAUCCGGCAGUUUGAUGAGCUUUACCAUGCAAAGGAGAGGGAAACGCCGGAUGUGGCGCUUCUUUGCCACCCAGGCUUUGACAACUACAAGGAGCUUUGGCAUCCAACCUUGGGCAUCUUGUUUCGUCUCAAUGUCCCAUUGAUCGUUGCGGGACACACGAAUUUCCUGGUGCCCACCCAUGAUGCACUUGCACACCAGGAUCUUGGUUUGAUAGGGCUGGGCGCCAACCUCCUUCGACCACAAAUUUGGAACCCUUUCUGCCAAGCCUACGAGGAUCGAACCAAAGGCUCCUUGUUGGCAACACCCGGGCAAGAACACAAUCAUUGCAACCUGGGAUUGAUCUCUAUCUGCCGUGGUGGGGACUUGAAACCAUUUGAGGAGGUGGAGGCUUUCUUCGAAGUCGUGGAUUAUGUGGCCGUUUCAACCCAGGGUUUUCUGCCUUUCGAAGCUUUGGGGCCCCAACUUCAAAGCACUUUCCUGCGGCUCAAGUAUCCACACAUGUCAGAUGCGGCGCGGGCUGCUGCAGUCCAGUUGUUGCGGGACUUGACGCAGGGCACCUUGCAAUGUCGCUCUGCUGGAGAACUUGUGACGCUAUUGGAGCAGAGAGGCGUGGGUCAACACUACGCGCGAGGUCGAGGCAACUGGUGA
Cladocopium goreaui is the source of this 1500-nucleotide messenger RNA. The record is from the annotation of a GenBank genome assembly. NCBI's taxonomy places the organism in Eukaryota, Dinophyceae, Suessiales, Symbiodiniaceae.